AUCACCUCACCCAAUCAAGACUGGGUUCCCGCACACCCUGUGGAACGACGGGUCGUCCGCACGUUCUCGGACGGCUUGUGGGGCGAGCACGAAUAUUCGAGAUGGCCUCAGCCCAUGAUACGCAACAUGUGGCAUCUAGGGUGUAUACCCUCUCUCCGCCAUCCGCAGGCCGACAUUCCACCCGCAGUCUGGACAUUGCUCUCGUCCUCGCGCGAUUGGGCGGAGGAUGUUAACAUCGGCGUCCCUGGACUAGGGUUUUUGCUUCCCGACAUCCGGUCUCACCUCUGCCACGCUGCCGAACGUGCGACAUCCAAGUUCAUGUCCAUCGCCGGUGUGCCACCACACCGAAUGUCAUAUGGCGAACAGCUCUGUCUGGUUCUGCGACAGUGCCUUGAACGCAUGAUGCGACUGCCCUCAGACGCCGUCGUCUCAAUCGCGGUCGGCGCACACAUCCAGCGCGUCACGUUGGAGCUCUUGGGACUUCACACCUACCUCACCGUCGUCUUGCCACGAAUGGACUCUACCACCGACUUUAGCCUCGAUGUCCUUCCCGUUCUGGGUCUCUUCGCGAGCGACGCCGCCACGGUUCAAUUGGCCACUCGGGUCGGUCUCCCAAUCUGGUUCAUCCAACCGCUCACGCGGUACAUCAAGAUCUGGAAGGUAGUAACGUCCACUGCACCCUACCACCUCUCCCAGAAGGAGUCGUCUCCUCCCAUGCGGCAUCAUCCCGAUGAGCUCGGCGCGAUAGCGAACCUCACCAGCAGCUGGGUGUCAAACAUGGUGUUCGCCAUCACGGGUCAACUCUGCUCCGGCACUCUGGCGGGCUUAGACCAGGGACACAAGACGGGCACGGGCCAAGGCAAGACGAAGAAGACCAGGCGCAGUGGCCGUCGGCACAAGUCCGGUAACACCGAUACCGUUCCUUCCAAGUCUCCAUCCCACACGCCGGGCCCGUCGAACGCCCCAGCCCCGUCAGACGUUGGCCAUCCGUCACGGCAGUUCAAUAAGCCACUUUUCCUUGAUGUUCCGCACGUCUGGGCCGUCCCCCAGCGCGAUCUCAAGUGCCUCCCGCAGCCACGCACUUCCGUACACUAUUUCUAUCCGCCCCCCUUCCUUCUUGACACGAUCUCCUCGGCGACGCCGAAGGUCCACCGAUACCUCCACAACGCGAUUCGCAUCAGGGCCUUUUGCCGCCUCCGUCUCCUCGACAUCACCGUAUCAGGAGACCCGCUUACCAUCUCCGAGUGGCGUGCUGCGCUAUGGGGAGAUUACCAGAUCCAGGACGCCCCUGAUUCAACGGCGCACGACAAUCGCCUGAAGCGCAAAAUCGAAGGUCAGAACGACGUCGCACGGCUGUUCGGGUCGCGAGCUGCGCUCCCUUCUUACUCAGAGGCCCAGACGCCCGACUUUGACGGGAUGGAGGUUUCUCAAGAGAUGGCGGCCACCGAUCUGCGUGUUCGUCAGAUGCUUCUAUGGGAGUGUCACGAGAUCAACUUCCGUUGCGAAGUCAUGGCCCUCGACGCCGCUGUCGUCCCUCGGAGUGGAUGGAACGUCAUGCAGCGAUGGGGCCGGGAGACGUUUGUCGCCGGGAUAUGGAGCGAGGGAGGAUCGAUUGCAAGCAUCAUCCCUCUCAAGGUUGAUGAAGAUUUCCAUUGGAGGUCGCCUCCUGACGAGCGCUGGCAAGAAUGCACCCGCCCUUUGCGCCGUUUUCUAGCGGUGAUGGCGACUUGGCCUGGGUGCCCCGACGACAUCAAGACCGGUCACAAAGGCCGUGACUGGACUUCUGAUGAAUACGAGGUCCUACAGCUUACUGGAACGCGAUUCUACACGGCCCAGUUCACCACGAGGUUUGGACGUCUCCCCAUCCCACCUGUAGCUCUGCCGUCUAUGUAG
Epithele typhae is the source of this 1893-nucleotide messenger RNA. RefSeq lists its product as uncharacterized. The transcript has 3 exons. Lineage: Eukaryota; Fungi; Basidiomycota; Agaricomycetes; Polyporales; Epitheliaceae. The record is from RefSeq and is a predicted model, not a curated record. The annotation marks the transcript as partial.